CUGGCUCUCAGACUUGUCUUCUCCAUACAGUCAGAGUGAACUGCGGGGGCAGACGGAGUGGAUUGCGGCAGUCCUCGACAGCGGAAAGAGCCUCAAAUAAGGUUGUUUUUUUUAUCGAGCUGUAUCGACUCACAACUCACGCUUUGGUUUCAUUUUUUCGCCUACUUCUUUUUUUGGAUUCGACUAACGGAACUUUUCGCUUACUCUGGAGUUUGGAGAGCCCCCCCCCUACCCCCCGAGAUAUGGACAGUCGGCGACCCGCUGCAGGGAGCGACUGGCCGGUGUACACUCAGUAGUCGCUGGAAUAAAAACUGUAAAACUCGCCGUUUGGGACUUUUUUUACUGGAUGUUUUCAUGAAGCGCUUCGCAAUUUCGGUCAGUUCUGGUACACCGUGGAUUUACCGGGCUCAGAAACGGAAAGAUACUGGUGUUUUCCUGUCGACGACCAGAAGGAUUUACGCUUCUAAAGUUGCAGGAAAAACAUGGAGACUGUAAGUCGGCAGAGCUUCCAGCCUCAUCCGGGACUGCAACAAACUCUCAAGCAGUUUCACCUCAGCUCUAUGAGCUCUCUUGGCGGACCGGCGGCUUUCUCUGCCCGGUGGCAACAUGAGCUUCUCUUCAAGAAGGACGGUAAGGAGCCCGAGCAGGUUCUGCAGCAUCUGCCGCCGCCGGUGAUGCCGGGCCCGCUGUUCAUCCCGUCGGACCGCUCCACGGAGCGCUGCGAGACGGUGCUGGAAGGCGAGACCAUCUCGUGCUUCGUGGUCGGCGGGGAGAAGCGGCUGUGCCUGCCGCAGAUCCUCAACACGGUGCUGCGGGACUUCACCUUGCAGCAGAUCAACUCGGUGUGCGACGACCUGCACAUCUACUGCUCCCGGUGCACGGCGGACCAGCUGGAGAUCCUCAAAGUCAUGGGGAUCCUGCCCUUCUCGGCCCCGUCCUGCGGCCUCAUCACCAAGACGGACGCCGAGCGGCUCUGCAACGCCCUGAUCUACGGAGGCGCCUACCCGCCGCGCUGCAAGAAGGAGCCGAGCGGAGGCUCGUCGCUGGAGCUGGAGCUCACCGAGCGGAGCUUUAAGGUAUACCACGAGUGUUUCGGCAAGUGCAAGGGCUUGUUCGUGCCGGAGCUGUACGCCAGCCCGAACGCAGCGUGCAUCCAGUGCAUGGACUGCAGACUCAUGUACCCGACGCACAAGUUCGUGGUGCACAGCCACAAGGCACAGGAGAACAGGACUUGCCACUGGGGCUUCGACUCGGCCAACUGGAGGGCGUACAUCCUCUUGGGCCAGGAUUACUCUGGGAAAGAGGAGAAGGCCCGCUUGGAGCAGCUCCUGGACGAGAUCAAGGAGAAAUUUGACUUCGCAAACAAGUACAAGAGGAAAGCCUCGUCCAGGGCGUCUGAUCCCAUCCCGAUCAAAAAGCCCAAACAUGAAGACUUCCCAUCGCAAUUCCUGCUGGCUGACAAAGAGAAGCAGCACGACUGGCUCCAGUCCCUGGGCGCCUCCAAUAAGGGGCUUAACUGCUUGCAGCCGAGGCAGAGGCCCUCAGCUUUUAGACCCUGGUCCCCCCACAUCUCGGCCGGGGAGAAGGAGCCCUCCAGUCACCCCCUGGCCCUGCUGAGAGACAGCUUCUACAACUACAAGAGCCUGGAGAAAGCUGUGGCCCCUAACGUCGCCCUCACACCACUGCCCCUGGGGAAUGUGGGUCCCAUGUCCCCGUCGGUACCCAGCACCUCCCAUCCAAGUGGAGGUGAACCCCCAGGCGAGGGCGCCAACUCCAGUUCCAACUCCAACUCCAACUCCAGGCCUCACAAGAGGAGAGCCACAGGGGAGCUCCUGCCCCCGGCGCCAGAGGACCCCUGCCCUCCGUCCUCCGCUGCCAGCAAGCUACCGGCGCCGGCGCCGCCCCCACCACCGCCGCCACCGCCACCUCAGGACGACAAGGACUCUGAGGUGGAGAUCGAAGUGGAGAGCCGCGACGAAUUCACUUCGUCCCUGUCCUCCCUGUCGUCCCCGUCUUUCACCUCGUCCAGCAGCUCGGCCAAGGACUUGAGCUCGCCGGGCGCCCAGGGGCCCGUCUGCACGGUCACGUCGGCCGAGGGCCCCGCGGCCACGCCCGCCGCAGCCCCCGUGACCCCUUCAGAGCUGGGGCUGGAGUCGGAGCUGGAGAGCCUGAGGCAGGCGCUGGACAGCGGACUGGACUCCAAAGAGUCAAAGGAGAAGUUUCUGCAUGAGAUUGUUAAGAUGAGGGUGAAGCAGGAGGAGAAGUUGGGAUCAGCCUUGCAGGCCAAACGCAGCCUCCAGCAGGAGUUGGAGUUCUUGCGGGUGGCAAAGAAGGAGAAGCUGCGGGAGGCCACGGAGGCGAAGCGGAACCUCAGGAAGGAAAUUGAGCGCCUGCGAGUCGAGAGCGAGAAGAAGAUGAAGGAAGCCAACGAGUCGCGGAUCCGUCUGAAGCGGGAGCUGGAGCAAGCCCGGCAGCUGAGAGUGUGCGAUAAAGGCUGCGAGGCCGGUCGGCUCCGCGCAAAAUACUCGGCGCAGAUCGAGGACCUCCAGAUGAAGCUGCAGCACGCCGAGGCCGACCGCGAGCAGCUCCGAGCCGACCUGCUGCUGGAACGGGAGGCCAGGGAGCACCUGGAGAGGGUGGUGAAGGAGCUACAGCAGCAACUCUGGCCCAAAUCCAACAGCGACAAGGAGGGGACGCCCAGGGACAAGCACGCUGACAACUGACCCAGCGGCCAACCUCGCCGCCGCGUCCGACCAUUCCCUCCCCACCCCCCUCCCCACCCACAUUGCCGCGAAUAGAGACAGAGCGCAACGCUUGCCGCUCUCCGUCGACUUGUAUUGGGUGACGUCGCUUCCUCGUCAAUUCCAUCUGCUAGCAAACGCCAGAAGAACGCCUAAACGCUGCUGUGUGGUGGGAUGCACUACCAACAGUGUGUAUACCCCAGAACUUAAGUUUCUAUAAGCUGCCGACUAAGGAUGUAACCAUGCAUUGAAAAUCGGUUAAAAAUCGAUUUAAAUGUGAAAAGAUUCCAACUGGUUGAGAUGAAAAAAACAAACAUUACUACUAACAUCACACAGCAGGUAACGUUAGCCGGCCGUUAGCUCGUAGCGUUAGCUGGCUUAAUCACGGUUAAAACGCUGACAGCUAAACGGUUGUAAAGUGUGUCUGCAGUACAACAGUCUGCAGCUAAAGACACAGAGGGGACUACUGCAGUGACGGGACUGAAGUGUUGCAUUUGAGUACGGCUCCGUAAGCUUGUGUUGCGUUUAAUGUUAAUGUAAAAUACCCUUCUGCCAUGUAGUGUGUCUUCUCUCUUUUGUGUUUCUUUCGAUAAGAGGACACAACUGCUGUUUCGCACAGUUCUAUAUAUAAAUAAAGGAAUAUUUUUCAGUCA
Messenger RNA from Perca fluviatilis (European perch), 3394 nucleotides. It is a transcript of the gene skia, whose product is annotated as v-ski avian sarcoma viral oncogene homolog a. The transcript has 7 exons. NCBI's taxonomy places the organism in Eukaryota, Metazoa, Chordata, Actinopteri, Perciformes, Percidae. Gene Ontology annotation, molecular function: DNA-binding transcription factor activity, RNA polymerase II-specific; SMAD binding; RNA polymerase II cis-regulatory region sequence-specific DNA binding. Gene Ontology annotation, cellular component: nucleus. The coding region runs from base 483 to 2723 and encodes 746 amino acids. Gene Ontology annotation, biological process: negative regulation of BMP signaling pathway. The record is from RefSeq and is a predicted model, not a curated record.